CUCAUUAUCCCUGUCUGACACACUUCACACCUUUCCCAACACAAAAGAUGAAUGUGGUGGAUGUACUCUGUUCCAUUCUUCAAUUAUAAAGUGAACUUUACUAUCUCCCACACAACACAACACAACACAACACAACGGUGUCUUUAUAGUUUGUACCAGACUCCAUUAACAGCAUCACAGCAAGAAAGAGCCAAGAAAGGAAAGUGUGAAAGAGCAGAGUGAGUUGAUAAGCAUUAAUCCAAUGGCAAUGGCAAUGUCAAUGGCAGUGUUGGCAAUGCUGCUGCUGCUGAUGAUGAUGAAGACACUUGAUGCAGACAACACAAAUGGGUUGUACCAGCCGUGUGGUGACACCAAGAUCCAGAGAUCCGAUGGGUUCACAUUUGGAAUAGCAUUCUCAACCAAGGACUCAUUCUAUUACAACCAGAACCUGUCUCAUCAGCUCUCUCCCUGUGACCGCCGCCUCUCUCUCGCCACCCUCAACUCCCAGCUCGCUGUUUUCAGGCCCAAAGUCGAUGGCAUCUCCCUCCUCACCAUCAACACCUCCAGCUUCUCUCCGGAUGCUUAUGGUGGGUAUAUGGUGGCAUUUGCGGGGAGAAAGUAUGUGGCAAGGUCUCGCCCUGCUUUUGUUGCAAAUAGCACCUAUAUUGUAACCAGUUUCACUCUGGUACUUGAGUUUCAGAAGGGUAGGCUGCAGAAUUUGUAUUGGAAGAGAGAUGGAUGUGCUUCAUGCUCAGGUAAAUCUAAUUUUGUUUGCCUCAACAAACAAGAUUGUGCCAUUAGAACAUCAAGCUGUAAAAACCGAGGGGGUUCAGUAGAUUGCAGUCUUGGGAUACAGCUAGCUUUUUCUGGCACAGAUAAGCAUCUGAUGGCUCUCAAUUCAUGGUAUGAAGUUGAAAAUCUUCGACAGUAUUCCCUCUAUGGCUUGUAUUCAAACCUCAAAAAUUCUCUCACUAACCAGUACAAUGACUUCUUUUAGCGAUGGGGAAAAAAGCCUCUUUCAGUUCGUGUCAAACAUUCCACCGAUUGUCUUCAUUUGUGAUAUCAUGUUGUAAUCUUGUGACAGUUCAUCUUCACUUGCCCCUCUUAUGCCUUCUUAUUCUAAGAAAGCAUAUUUCCUCCUAUCUCGAUUUUGAUUUUCUGAGAUCUUUAUAGCUUGCUAGAUUUUCAAACCUCUGUUUUCUUCUUGGUGAAGUAUUUGAUAGUUCUAUUGUUUGAUUAAUUGGAUUAUAUAAUGAAAGGAAAUAGUUGACUUC
This is a messenger RNA of Quercus robur (English oak), 1253 nucleotides long. RefSeq lists its product as uncharacterized. NCBI's taxonomy places the organism in Eukaryota, Viridiplantae, Streptophyta, Magnoliopsida, Fagales, Fagaceae. The transcript has 3 exons. Gene Ontology annotation, cellular component: nucleus; cytosol. Gene Ontology annotation, biological process: protein histidyl modification to diphthamide; tRNA wobble uridine modification. The record is from RefSeq and is a predicted model, not a curated record. The coding region runs from base 242 to 976 and encodes 244 amino acids. Gene Ontology annotation, molecular function: metal ion binding.